AUGUCGUGUUUGGCUCGGCUGGUGCAGAGGGGGAGGGGGGGUCAGGCCUCACCCCUCCUCACCCGCUCCACUCGACCUUCUCCCACCCACCGCUCCCUAAGCUCCUCCCCGUCACGGAUCCAUUGCCACGGGUCUCCGCCCAGUGUCCCCAGGUCACACAGAGAUGGAAGUCGAGCACACAACCUGGAGUUCCCAAAGGCCCCGACCACACAAGCUCCGCCCACACAGGCCCCGCCCACCCCAGCCCCGCCCACCCCGGCACGACACCCUGAGCGCUGCUGCGGACGCCAGGCUCGCACGGCCAUCGCAUCACAUCGUGCCACAGGAAAGAGCUGCCCUAAAGUCUGGAGCAGGGGUCCUCGCACCCCCACCCCUCCCUCACCUGUCAGGAGUGGAUCAGAGAUCGCUGAGACCACAGACUCACAGGUACAGGUGGACUCACAGGUACAGGUGGACUCACAGGUACAGGUGGACUCACAGGUACAGUUGGACUCACAGGUACAGUUGGACUCACAGAGUCAUGUGACAGGAGGAGAGGACAUGAGGAGGACAGGAGGACAAGAGGAGGAGGACACGAGGAGGACACGAGGACAGGAGGACAGGAGGACAAGAGGAGGAGGACACGAGGAGGACAUGAGAACAGAAGGAGGAGCACUAACCUAA
Knipowitschia caucasica is the source of this 663-nucleotide messenger RNA. NCBI's taxonomy places the organism in Eukaryota, Metazoa, Chordata, Actinopteri, Gobiiformes, Gobiidae. The record is from the annotation of a GenBank genome assembly.